AUGCGAGGAGGUGGUCACAUGCCCAUUGCGGACGCUGCAAACAUCAAUUCGACUGGUGUUCUCAUCUCCAGUACCAACUUGAACACGCUUCAGCUGUCUGACGAUAAGGAGACUUUGUCGAUCGGACCUGGCCCGCGGUGGGGAGACGUGUUUGAGUACAUGGAUGGCUCCAACGUGACCAUUGUUGGAGGACGUUUGGCGCCUGUUGGCGUCCCAGGCCUACUUCUAGGAGGAGGAAUUAGCUAUUAUAGCUAUUCACUGGGCCUUGGAGCGUCCAAUGGGAAGAUCAAGGCAUACGAGGUAAUAUCUUCACGUGUAUAUCUGCGCAUCACCCGCUUAUAUCAGGUUCAGACAGUUCUAGCAGACGGUACUAUCGCCACUGUUACGGCCGACAACGAAUACGCCGAUCUUCACUGGGCUCUCGGUGGCGGUGGAAACUCCUUCGCCUUGAUCACGCGCUUCGACCUUCAGGCCUUCUAUGCGCCCACACCCCUCGUAGCAAACGCCGUGUACGGCGACACCAACGAGACCAGAGAUGCAUACAUCGACGCCCUGGUCAACUUCGCCAACAACGGCGACCAAGACACCGGUGCUGCUGUCACACCCGUUGCUCGCUGGGGUCCAAACUACACAGCCCCUUCGUACGAAGCAACUCUCUUCUUCAACGGAACGACCGCGCCAACCUCCGGCCCCUUCGCCGACUUCUACUCCGGAGCUGCUUUGCAAGCAGUCAACGACUCCUCGACCCUCCAGCCCACCACCCUCGCCGAGACCGCCAGACUCCUACGACCAGCCUUCGAAGUCGGUGGCCCAGGACACGGAUUCAGGCAGAAGUUCUGCGUGGAGCCGAUCAAGGCGACCAAGGAAGCGGCACGGAUUGUCCACGACAACUUCUUCAACAGCCUCGCCGCCAACGGCCUCGCCAACCGCGCCCCAGGCUUCUUCACCGGUCUCGCCUUCAACGCCGUCACGCCCACGAUGGCUCGUCAGUCCGCCGGCCUGCCCCAGAACAUCCCGGACGAGGCGGCGUUCUGGAUCGAGCAGCCCGUCUCGUGGUCUAAUGCUGCCAACGACGCCGAGAUCGAGGAGUGGCUGGUCAGCGCUGAUGCGGCGAUGGACGAGGAGCUGGGGAAGAUCAAUGGCACGAAUCGGUACCUCUACCUCAACGAUGCCGACGCGGGUCAGGACGUGUUUGCGAGCUAUGGAAAGGAGAGCGUGGACAGGUUGAAGGAGAUCAGGGCCAAGUAUGACCCCAACAAGGUUUAUACUGAGCUGAUGCCCCGAGCCUUCAAGGUGGAUGCUGCCAAGGAGCUUUAA
Diaporthe citri is the source of this 1317-nucleotide messenger RNA. RefSeq lists its product as uncharacterized. The record is from RefSeq and is a predicted model, not a curated record. Bases 1 to 1317 code for a protein of 438 amino acids. The transcript has a single exon. Gene Ontology annotation, molecular function: FAD binding. Lineage: Eukaryota; Fungi; Ascomycota; Sordariomycetes; Diaporthales; Diaporthaceae.